AUGUCGCUGCGGCAUGAAAGACCUGGAAAAACCAUUGAAGAAUCGACGGUUCGAUGGAACGGCGACAUCUCUCUGGAUAUGACAGAUGAGAUGGGCAGCAUCUCCAGCGAGGAUGAGACGGGGUCUGAGUACGAUGGGGAACAAAGAAGUAGAGGGAAGUCAGUUUUAGAGAUAUGGGACGAUGACUACAUCCAGGCUAGACUACAGAUAUUGCCUGAUGCCGAAGAUAUAAUCGAGAUGAUUGAACAAGACAAUACGGAGACGAUUUUUACGAAAAAUCCGACGAGUCUACUGCUUAUCGCUACGUGGUUGCAAAAGGAGAAGGUUCUUCAGGAGGUUUUGGAGAAGGGAGUUUCUCUGCAAGCCGUAGACGGAGAAGGACGGUUGGUUUUAAUGAAAUAUUUUUUUAUUUUAAUUUUUGUGCGGUAAAAAACAAUAAAAAACUAAAAUUGGGCGGUAUAAUACAGUAAUUCAAAAUUUUCGGACAAUCUAUUGUAUGCUGAUCGAAGACAUCCCCUGACCAAAAAUUGUUCGAGUCGAUAAAUAUUUCUUCAAAAUUAAGCAUUUGGAUUAAGUGUUUAGACAAUCAAAUUAUGUGUUCUUGAAUUUAAUUAGCGGAUACGUCAGAUCGUAACAUAACAUAAAAUAACAUACGAUCAUUUGAAUAAUUUAUAAUUAGAGAAGGUUUUUUUUAAAAUAGUGCAAACUGAGAGGAAAAUGAACCUAAUCUAAUAAUAUAUUAUCGUUCGAAAUUAUAUUAUUUGACUCUUCAGCUUGAUUCAUUUUAAUAAUCAGCGUUUUCAUAUAAGUUGAAAAAUGUUAAAGUUUACUCAAAUUAUGAAUUAAAAUAAUGUAUACCUCUUGGAAAAAAAUCAAUUUAUGUUUUAAGCUAGAGAAAACAGUCAUCAAACUAAUAAAUUCAACAAUAAAUUAAAUCUGAUAAAAUUAGGAGUCCGUUUACAGAUAGCGAAGUUAAAAUUUAAUAGAAAAUUAAACUAACGGGAAUAAAGUUGCAAUUUAUUAUUUUUUGGGUGGUCCGAUGCUUCUGAGGCAAAAUUCGUGCCGAAUCGUAGUUAUGUUUGCAACUCAACAAUACUGAACAAUUUAUUCCAGCCAUAAUAUACAAAAUUGUUAAAUUCCGAGCUAUUUUUGCACGUUCUACUUUGUUUUUAAUGAGCCCCCACUUCAUUUUAAUUCGUAGUUUCUGUUUCAUCAAAUGACAAGGCAAUAAUUGGCACAUUUUGUGUGUAUUUUUUUGUUUACUUUUACUUUUCAGUUACUUUCAUUCUCAUUGUAAAAUAUUUGUUAUAGCAUAUCAUCUCGUUCAGUUAUUUGGAUUUAUUAGAUUAUAACUAUUCCUAGAAAAUUCUGGAGACUAUGGACUUUGCCAACUUUGCCACCACUUAUGUGGUGAAUGUUUAGAAAAUUGGGAAAAUACCUUUUUCAGUAUUAUUUAGAACUUUUAGAUUGAUUCAAUUCCAUGAAAAUAUGUUCAGAAUAAAACAGCCGCAUUUUUUUA
Messenger RNA from Tribolium castaneum (red flour beetle), 1519 nucleotides. RefSeq lists its product as uncharacterized. The transcript is spliced from 2 exons. NCBI's taxonomy places the organism in Eukaryota, Metazoa, Arthropoda, Insecta, Coleoptera, Tenebrionidae. The record is from RefSeq and is a predicted model, not a curated record. Bases 1 to 429 code for a protein of 142 amino acids.